This is a messenger RNA of Penicillium verhagenii, 1188 nucleotides long. RefSeq names its product class I SAM-dependent methyltransferase. Gene Ontology annotation, molecular function: sterol 24-C-methyltransferase activity. Gene Ontology annotation, biological process: ergosterol biosynthetic process. The record is from RefSeq and is a predicted model, not a curated record. Lineage: Eukaryota; Fungi; Ascomycota; Eurotiomycetes; Eurotiales; Aspergillaceae. The transcript has a single exon. The coding region runs from base 1 to 1188 and encodes 395 amino acids. Gene Ontology annotation, cellular component: endoplasmic reticulum.
AUGGUGUCGCAAACGCUUUUGGAGACACCCACUCACCCUGGCCGGACUGGGCGCGGCUCUGAAAGCGAUAGUUCGCUCGAUGAGAUCGCAGAGACGAAGCAGAAGCUGUUUGCCACGGCUCUGGGCAAACAUGGCAAGCAUGGCAAAGAUAUCGACAACUCGGCCUCUCCAAAUCGGUGGAAGAGCUUCUGGACUUCCUUCCGAUACCUCUCUAACCUGACUCCCAAGCAGGUGGAUGACUUUAUGGCGUCAUACGUCAUUUACAAUCUUGAUUGGUCGGACGAGAAGCAAAUGAUAGAGUCGCUGGGUCCCAAUUACCAGGAGAAAGUUGGGGAUUGCUUAAAGUCGUACUAUGGAGUGCUCAAUCAUCUUUGCGCCCUGGGCGACGUGGAAAAGAUGUACAUUCCGCCAUGGAUGAGCAAGAAGGCAUCCAUCCUGGAGAACCAGAUUCUUUACGAACGAUCAAUUGCCAAGAACAUCGGUCUCUCGGCUGGAGACAAGGUGCUUGAUCUCGGUUGCGGCCGUGGUCGCGUCGCCGCGCACAUGGCUCAGUACUCCGGCGCUCACGUUACCGGCCUCAACAUCGACCCGAACCAAGUCGGCCAAGCGCAAAUCUUCAGCGAAGAGCGCGGUCUGCACAACAACUUCGUCACACAAGAUUUCAACAGCCUCCCCCUGCCCUUUGCGAACGAGACCUUCGACGCCUUCUACGAGAUCCAGGCACUCAGUCUAUGCAAGGACCUGCCGUUGCUGUUCAGCGAGAUCUUCCGGGUCAUCAAGCCCGGUGCCAAGAUCUCCAUCUUGGACUGGAUCAGCCUCCCUGCCUACGAACCCAAGGAUCCCGAGCACGCCGAACUCAUGCGCCGCGUCAAACCAUUGAUCGGGGCCGUCGGCACCCCCACCCAGCAGAGUUUGGAGGCGGCGCUUGUCCAGUCCGGGUUUGAGAUCGUGGUGUCUGAGAACGCCAGUAUCGACGGCUUGCAGGCGCCACUGAUCGAUACCGUGGAUAUUUAUUUCCGCACCUUGCGCCAGCUCAUCUUGGGUCUGGUCAAGGUGCAUGUUUUGCCCCGUCACUUUAAGCCGCUUAUCAACCGGUUGUGUCUGGAUGGUCAGGCUUUUGUCAAGAUGGAUAAUAUGCGCCUUGCCACGACGAGCUACAGCAUCGUUGCGCAGAAGCCUAAAGCUUGA